AUGAGUGAGGAGUUGGAAGAGCUGCGCCAGGAAAUCAAGCAACUCCGCGAAACCAACACCAACCUGGAGCAACAGAUUAUCAAGAUCACCGCGGAGCGUGAUUCUGGUCGCCAAAACGCUGCAGACGAGUCGGAUGCUGCUACCAAGUUGCGCAUGGACAACGUGGCCCUCAAGCUCAAGGUGACCAAUUUGCAACAGCAGCUUAACAGCCCACUCUCAUCAACGGCUGGUCUCAAGGUGGCGCAAAGGCUGCAAGGCAAGCUCAGCUCUCUUUUCGAGCAGGCUGUCUCUGCCAGCAAGCAGCUGGCUGACAACAGCUCCCAGCGCCUCAAGGACAUUACUCAAAAGUACCUCAAGGAAGCCAUGCUCCGCAAGGAACUGUACAACAAACUGCAAGAGCUUCGUGGCAAUAUUCGCGUCUUUUGUCGUGUCCGUCGCGAUGACCGAGGCGAAAGCAUCUUGCAGUUUCCCUCUAAAUCCGAGCUCGUCGUGCCCAAGUUGCAAGGCGGCAAGGAAACACUCGAGUUUGACCGGGCUUUUGGUCCCAACGCCUCCCAGGAGGAGGUUUUCGAAGACACCAAGCCCAUCGUCAUGUCCUGUGUGGACGGAUACAAUGUUUGCAUCAUGGCCUAUGGUCAAACCGGCUCUGGCAAGACGUUUACCAUGAUGGGCCCAGACAAUAAUCCCGGUGUCAAUCCGCGUGCUAUCAAGGAACUCUUUGACGCAUUGUGUAUAACGAAAAGAUCUUCGAUCUUAGCACGCCUCAACGUAUCAACACCAGAAGAUCUCUUACAGUUCAUUGAGAUUGGCAAUCAGCAUCGUUCGACAGGAGCCACCAAAAUGAAUACCGAUUCGUCGCGGUCCCACUUGCUGCUGCAGAUCAAGGUGCAAGGCUUCAAUACCAUCACGCGGGCCACGACCUACGGCAAGCUGACUCUAGUCGACUUGGCUGGCUCAGAACGCGUCUCCAAAACGGAGGCAUCUGGCGAUCGACUUGUGGAAGCAGCGGCCAUCAAUAAAAGCCUGACCAAUUUGGGUCAGGUAUUCCGGGCACUCGCCUCGGGCUCGCCCCACAUCCCUUACCGCAACUCCAAGCUGACGCACCUUUUGCAGGAUAGCCUCGGCGGAGAUGCCAAGGUGGCCAUGUUUGUCAAUACCUCGCCACUGGAGAGCAAUCUCAGCGAAACGUCCAUGACCCUUUCCUUUGGCCAGAACAUACGCAAGGUGGAGCUGGGUCCUGCCAAGCGCAACACUGGUCCACCACGUCCCAAGGAUGCUCUGAAACGAAAACCCAAGUAG
This is a messenger RNA of Monosiga brevicollis MX1, 1299 nucleotides long. RefSeq lists its product as uncharacterized. The record is from RefSeq and is a predicted model, not a curated record. The transcript is spliced from 7 exons. Bases 1 to 1299 code for a protein of 432 amino acids. NCBI's taxonomy places the organism in Eukaryota, Choanoflagellata, Craspedida, Salpingoecidae. Gene Ontology annotation, molecular function: microtubule binding; ATP binding; microtubule motor activity. Gene Ontology annotation, biological process: microtubule-based movement.